CCCCCCAAUAGAUCUCGUGUGGCAAAAUGUCUUCUCCUGAAAUCUCCAAGCUGUCCUGGGGAAGCAUGAACGUCGGCGGCCGCCAGUACAAGGACUGUAAGGUUUGGCCGGGAGGAAGCAGGGCGUGGGACUGGCGGGAAACCGGAACCAACCAUCAUCCCGGCGUCCAACCCGCUGACCUGGAGGAGGUGGUAAAGAAAGGUGUGGAGACGCUGGUGAUCGGCCGGGGGAUGAGCGAGGCCCUGCAGGUCCCGCCGGCUACGCUGGAGUACGUCCGAGGCCACGGCGUCGAUGUCAGGGUCCUCCAGACGGAGAAGGCGGUGGAAGAGUACAACGCACUGGCCGCGCAGGGUCUCAAAGUGGGUGGGGUCUUUCAUUCCACCUGCUGAUUGGCCGAUCACCGGCGCUGAGUUUGCCUUAAAUACAGUCAGGGGGCCGCGCUCCACGAGAGAAGAGACAUGUCGGGGGGGUCAGUCCGGAAUCUUCCAGCAGAUUGUAAAUAAUUUUAAUGAAAUUAAAUUGCUAGCUUUGGGUUCAGAAAA
This is a messenger RNA of Spea bombifrons (plains spadefoot toad), 542 nucleotides long. It is a transcript of the gene AAMDC, whose product is annotated as adipogenesis associated Mth938 domain containing. Gene Ontology annotation, biological process: positive regulation of fat cell differentiation. Lineage: Eukaryota; Metazoa; Chordata; Amphibia; Anura; Pelobatidae. Bases 27 to 389 code for a protein of 120 amino acids. The transcript has 3 exons. Gene Ontology annotation, cellular component: cytoplasm. The record is from RefSeq and is a predicted model, not a curated record.